Prosopis cineraria is the source of this 4295-nucleotide messenger RNA. RefSeq names its product pentatricopeptide repeat-containing protein At4g20740. The transcript has 2 exons. The record is from RefSeq and is a predicted model, not a curated record. NCBI's taxonomy places the organism in Eukaryota, Viridiplantae, Streptophyta, Magnoliopsida, Fabales, Fabaceae. Gene Ontology annotation, molecular function: protein binding. Bases 1779 to 3947 code for a protein of 722 amino acids.
CUACGGUGCGUUUCAUUCCCUUCCACCAGUUCCCUUCCUCCCUUAACCCCCCACUCCGUCGUGGCGUCGUCCGACUGUAUAAAGAUCCGACCGUCACCUUCGUUGUUGCUAUGUCUGACUACUGAAUCGAAUUCGUGAGUUGGCAAGUGAGAGUGAUAACUCUUUCACUUUCACCAGCAAGACGCGAGGUCAAUGAGGCCGUCGCCUUCAUUCCCCUAUUUCAGCAACUGGAAGCUUGAUUACGGCCCAAGCUACAACUUUGAAGGUUAUGCUUAAUUUUGGACGUUGUCUUUUGUGUUCUGAAUUUCAUUGAAGUCUGCUAGUACUGGUGGAUAAGGUCAUCUUGAGUCGAAUUUCAUGUUUGCUCUAUGGAGAAGCAGAUCGAUGAAAGUGUAAUUAUUUCUAGUUCUUCGUGGUUUGUGUGUAAAAAUUAUAUGUAUGAAAAGAAAGCAUCGAAGAGAAGGGAAUUGUGGGUGUGUGUGUGAGAGAGAGAUUGACGGCUGAGCGAAGCCAAAAUAGAGAGAGAGCCUAAGCAGAUGAAAGCUGAGGCGGCAUGAACGAGAAGGAGCAUCACAAGGGAGCAAGGAUUGGAGGGGAAAAGAAUAGAGACUGAGUGGAGAGAAGAUGGAGAGGCCGAACCUCAUUUGAUAAAGAGAGUGAAUGGCAGAGAAAGAAAGACAGGGAUUCCGCGCACACCGAGAAGAGAGUUGGUGAAUUGAGGCAAUCAGGAAUUCCAUCAUCGACAUAGUGGGGGAGGAAAGAUUCUUUCAUUUAGCCUUUCAGUCCCUGUGAAUUGCUUGAGUGAAUCCGUGAAUGGGACUUAAGUUUUGCUGAGUUGGCUAAUUUGCUUGAAAUCCUCUUGAGUUAAUUCAGUGAUUCCUGGUUUCAUUAUCAAAUCUUGUUGGAUAAAAACCUUGCUGAUGUAAUUUGUUAGCAUGAAGUUUUCUCAUAUUUGAUCCCCCAUUGAUUUGAUUUGCUCUUGCAUGUCAAAAAUCUGGGUUGUGUUCGGUCCUUCUGAGAUGAAAGCAUUGGGUGAAAUCUAAGUUCGGUUUGACGGUGAUGGCUCCAUCUUAUAUAAAAAUUAAAUAUAGUUACUACUGGUAGUUAGGUCAACCGGAACGGAUUAAUUUCUCUUAUUUAAGGUUGACUGGUUUGAAUCUUAUAACUAAAAAAAAUCACAUUGGGGGAUUUGCCCCAAAUUGAGCCUAUUAAUAUUGAAUCUCACUUUGUAUACAAUAAAGCUGAUGGUUUCCAGAUUUUCAUCUUGCAACUUUCCUGCUCUUUUGAUACUGAAAUUGAAGAGCAUGUUAUAUGAACUGCAAGUCUUAUCAAUUGUCAUCAAUGCUUGGCUUAGAAUAUCUGGAAAAACAUUAUUGCAAUUGUGUUAAGAAUUCUGACUUAAAAAUAGGCAAAUAUUGAGGAGCUUUUAUGAAGAGUGCGUUGAUUUCCUUUAGUCCUUUCUUAUAUAUUAGUUUCUCCGUCAUCAUAUAUUUGAUAGCUUUUAUUCUUUUCUCCUUCCAGAUUUUCAAGUUCUGCACAAACUUUCAAGUGAUGACCGCAGGGGAUACUACUGCAAGUGGGUGAAAGGAAUAGGUCUUUUCAGUUCUGUGAGUGAACUAAGAAGUUUUUCUGUGUUUUCUGUGUUCUAGCCUGUAACUAGCCUAGAGAUUAAGCUUAUCCACAAGAUUUUCAACAACAUUUCAUACUGAAAGAAUUGAAGAAAUAUUCUUUUUGGCUUUGUAUAAUGCAAAGAUCAAGUGGCAUCUAGAAACCUGCAAAUGCCUCCACAGUCACCUCCACCAUCCAAGACCAACAAACUUUAUUUUUUCUAUGGUCACCGUAAGCCCUCCCAAAACCGUCCAGUUGUCCGUGGUGGUCUUUUCUCCAAUCGCAUAACACUUAACCCCAAUAAACCAAAAAAUACUGAAGUCCAGCCCUUUGAUAUACACAAGUGGGACCCUCACUUCCUCUCCCAGACCCCAUCAUCUUCAGCACUAGCUCCAUCACCAGAAACCUCAUUCUCUAUCUCCCUUCGUUUAUCUCCGAUUGCUCGAUUCAUUAUUGAUGCCUUCCGCAAGAACCAGAACAAGUGGGGCCCUUCUGUGGUGGCAGAGCUUCAAAAGCUCCGUAGGGUGACUCCUAACCUGGUGGUUGAGGUUCUUAAAGUCCAAAACAAUCCCACCCUUGCCUCUAAGUUCUUCCACUGGGCAGGGAAGCAGAAGGGUUACAAUCACAACUAUGCCUCUUACAAUGCUUUUGCUUAUUGCUUGAAUCGUAACAAUCAGUUUCGAGCAGCAGAUCAGGUUCCUGAACUGAUGGACUCGCAGGGGAAACCACCUAGUGAGAAGCAGUUUGAGAUUUUAAUCAGAAUGCAUUCGGAUGCCAAUAGGGGUCUUAGGGUCUAUUAUAUUUAUGAGAAAAUGAAGAAAUUUGGUGUUAAACCAAGGGUGUUUUUGUAUAAUAGAAUUAUGGAUGCAUUAGUCAAAACAGAUCACUUGGAUUUGGCAUUAUCCGUUUAUGAUGAUUUUAGAGAAGAUGGCUUGGUUGAAGAGUCUAUUACUUUUAUGAUUUUGAUAAAAGGAUUGUGUAAGGUGGGGAGAAUCGAUGAAAUGUUGGAGAUUUUGAGUCGAAUGAGGACCAACCUGUGUAAGCCAGAUGUGUUUGCAUACACUGCUAUGGUUCGUGUGCUGGUUUCAGAUGGCAAUUUAGAGGGGUGUUUGAGGGUUUGGGAUGAAAUGGAAAGAGAUGGGGUUGAGCCUGACGUCAUGGCUUAUGCAACAUUAAUUACAGGUUUAUCUAAAGGGGGCAGAACUGAAGAGGGUUAUGAAUUAUUUAAGGAGAUGAAGAAAAAGGGCCAUUUGAUCGAUAGAGCAAUAUAUGGAGCACUCAUUGAGUCAUUUGUGGCGAGGAGGGAGGUUAGCUCUGCUUGUGAUUUGUUGAAGGAUUUGAUGGCUUCAGGAUAUAGGGCUGAUUUGGGGAUAUAUAAUUCACUUGUUGAAGGUUUGUGUAAUGUGAAUCAGGUUCAGAAGGCUUACAAGAUUUUCCAAUUCACUUUACAGGAAGAUCUUAAACCAGACUUUGUAUCUGUAAAACCCUUAUUGAUGUCUUAUGCUGAAGCAAAACAAAUGGAAAAUUUUUUCCAGUUGCUCAUGCAAAUGCAGAACUUGGGCUUACCAGUUCUUGAUGACCUGUCCAAAUUCUUUGCCUUCUUCAUAGAGAAGAAAGGACCAAUAGCAGCAUUAGAUACAUUUACGGGUCUGAAAGCAAAAGGUUAUAUUAGUGUCAAAAUAUACAACAUUCUUAUGGAUUCUUUGCAAAGGAUUGGUCAGGCCAAGAAUGCAUUAUCACUCUUUGAUGAAAUGAAUGGCUCAACAUGUACGCCUAAUUCAUCUACUUACAGUAUAGCAAUUUCAUGUUUUGUUGAUCUUGGGGAAAUUCAAGAGGCAUGUGCAUGUCACAAUAAGAUCAUUGAGAUGUCUGCUAUUCCCUCCGUUGUUGCUUACAUUAGCCUUUCCAAAGGGCUUUGCAAAAUUGGAGAGAUUGAUGCAGCCAUGAUGCUUGUUCGAGACUGCUUAGCCAAUGUUGAUAGUGGACCGAUGGAAUUCAAAUAUACUCUUACCAUUCUUCACUCGUGCAAAUCAAAUGAUGCAGGGAAGGUGAUUGAAGUAUUAAAUGAGAUGAUGCAAGAAGGUUGCCCUCCUAAUGAAGUCAUAUACUCUGCGAUAAUCUCUGGCAUGUGUAAGCAUGGAACAAUUGAAGAGGCCAGGAAGGUUUUCUCAAACUUGAGGGAGCGCCAAUUAUUGACCGAAGCCGACACAAUUGUGUAUGAUGAAAUACUAAUUGAUCACAUGAAGGAAAAGACAGCACAGUUGAUGCUGUCAGGAUUGAAGUUCUUCGGUCUAGAGUCUAAGUUAAAAUCAAAAGGUGUUAAGUUCCUGCCACGUUGAAGACAGUAAUGGAAGGUGAUUGAUGAGUUUUGGCUCUUAUAUGUGUCAAACAUCUGAAGAUGAUGCAGGAGGCAUCGAUGGGAGAACAUCGUUGAUUCAUUUGCUCAUCGAGUAACUGUUUCAGCUGAACCAUAUACGGAGGUAAUUGGUUCUACCUAGCUCAGAAUGAUCUUAUAAACUAUCCAACAUGUCAUUUGGAACUUUCUGACAUAAGCUGAUUUCUCUCUCUUUUUUCUUCGUUUUUUUUUUUUUUGGGUGUUGAGGGGGGAAGGAGAUUCAGAAUUCCGGAUAUGUAAAUUUAUUGUUUUACAUAUGAAAAAUAAAGGAUUAGUGACCUUCCAAGUGUUA